AUGUACGACUGCAACGAGCUUUUUGACGACAUGGACGUGAAGCAUCAAGCCCCUGUUGCCAAUGGUGAGGUCAAUAUUUACUGGGAAAACAAUACGGUGGAAUCCUCCCAGAAUGGCGCACAUCUGGCUGUUGAUGGCGGACAAUCAGACGGCAGCGAAGGCAGCUUCGACGACACAGACUAUAACGGCUCCCCGGGUGCAACGCAGGUGAUUCAGUCUGUGGAGGAUGGUAUCCACUCUGGCGUGCCUUUUGGUGAGGGCUUGAAACGGCUGGAAGAGGAAGCAGCGCCGCAUCAUCAUCCUAUCGAUUAUGCUACGUCGUCCUUUGGCGGCAGCUCCAAUUCUCCACGCGGACUGUUUACUCAAACCUCAGCGAACCUUCCACUCUACGAGGGAAACCAACGCUUCACAACCACACGGGGCCACAAUGGUCAUAUUGCAAUUCACCCUGUCUAUCCUCACAAUUCUGCAUUUACAGCUCAUCCGCAUGGCAUGGGACAUGCCUAUUCCAAUGAGCGACUGAGUAGUAGUUCGGAUAAUACCAACUUUCUCAUCCCUGACAAAUCGGAAAUCACACCAGAUCCUCGCCCCUCUUCUCAUCCCAUUAAUGACGAGGAUUCGAAUUCCAAUGGCUCCCGCAAUGAAAGCCCCGCCGGCUCUACCGGUCGUCGCAAGAAACCGAUCGUCAUCAAAACAAACUACGCAUCUGCCACUCCCCCUGAUAUGAGUGCAAGACUAGCUGUGUCGACAAGCAGUGAAUCCUCGGCUGACGACGGUUGUGAGACUGACGAGGAAGAUAUGCCGUACCUCACUUUCGUCGAUCCGGUCGUUCCUGAUUUUGUGCCAAAGAUGUCAGACCUCUUGAAUGUGAAGUAUAGCAAUGCCGACCAGAACACGAUCUUUGAGACUGCCGAAGCUGCUAAUCGACUUACUGGCGGUGGCAACGUUCCUAAAGACAACACACUCCCUCGCACCCAAGCGCAGCGAAGGGCUUUCGUCAAGGCCGUGUUCAACGCGGUGAAGAGCACUGAGCAUGCGGAGGAUAAUCCGGGCAUGAUCAGGCCGUUCGCGGAAGGCAAAUACUCGGAUCGUCGAAUUGAGGUUUUGGCCUGGAACAUUUUGCAUACUUGCGUUGUCCGCCAUACGACCGGUGCUUUGUUGGCGCCGUUCGAGGUGAAGAAGAAGGGUACCACCGAAUUGGCCACUUUCGCUGACCGCAUGGCGAAGGUCAUUGAAUGCCUUACUACCCAGAAAACGAUUUGCAAACACUUGCUCGACCCUUACUAUCUGUUCCAGUUUGUCGACGAUCCGGUCGCCUCUCAGAAGCGUGUCCUUGCGAACAAGAACCUUAACAAACGCAAAGGCGAUAUCAUGAAUGCUGGCAAGCGUAUUAUGAGCAAAUCCAGCAUUGCCGGCUCGCCACAGAGCAAAAUCGACGAUUCUUUUGCCAGUGAAACACCGUCGAGCUUCGGACUUCCCCAUGAAAUGACUCCCUCCAGCAGUCAGGAAGUAAACGAUUCAGAGCAGACCAUCACCCCCGACGGAACCAUCAAUGAAAUCAUUAUGGCACGCAACUUCAACACGGCCUCUCCUGCGGCUCGUCGCGCCUCGCUCAACCUGGGACCGGGUGGUAAUAUCACUCCUCAUCACAUGCCCCGCAAUACUCAACAGUCGUCUCCAUCUCCCGCUCCCAAGAGUGGCGCCGCUGCAGCUCAUAUUCGCAGGUUUCAUGAACGUCGUUUGUCCAACCUCGCGGCUCAGCGUCGGGCUCAGAACGCCCGUACCCCAAGUCACUCUCGUAACAACUCGAUCGAUGGCUCUCUGACCACUAGCUUCUAUGCUCCCGAACAGCACCAUUUUACAGUUGGAAGUACGCCAGGAAGGCUCAGAUCUGAAUCUACGAGUACGACUGCCAGUCACAAGCGUCGCGCUUCUGAAGUGGACGAUAUCGAAGAAAUCGCGUCUCCGAAGAAGCGGCAUUGA
Molecule: messenger RNA, 1983 nt
Organism: Aspergillus chevalieri
Lineage: Eukaryota; Fungi; Ascomycota; Eurotiomycetes; Eurotiales; Aspergillaceae
Exons: 4
Coding region: 1-1983 (660 amino acids)
Source: RefSeq, a predicted model, not a curated record